Messenger RNA from Lagenorhynchus albirostris (white-beaked dolphin), 2198 nucleotides. It is a transcript of the gene SYTL3, whose product is annotated as synaptotagmin like 3. The record is from RefSeq and is a predicted model, not a curated record. Bases 77 to 1921 code for a protein of 614 amino acids. The transcript has 15 exons. Gene Ontology annotation, molecular function: small GTPase binding; neurexin family protein binding. NCBI's taxonomy places the organism in Eukaryota, Metazoa, Chordata, Mammalia, Artiodactyla, Delphinidae. Gene Ontology annotation, biological process: intracellular protein transport; exocytosis. Gene Ontology annotation, cellular component: exocytic vesicle; plasma membrane.
UCUCUGAGCUCAUCCAUGGGACAGGAGCGCAAGGCCAUGGAGUAGAACCUCAGCGUGGGUCUAAGAAGAGACAGAAAUGGCCCAAGAAGUCAGCCUGAAGUCCCUCCGGCAAUCAGAACGCGAGGUGAUCCUCCAGGUCCUGCACCGGGACCGGGAGGUUCGAAACAUCGAGGAGGAAAGGAUACGGAAACUGAAGACACACUUGCAGCAUCUCAGGUGGAAAGGCUCGAAGAGCGGGAGCCAGGAGUACAAAGAGAAGUCCUGUGCCCGCUGCCGGCAGGCCCUGGGGUUCCUGCUGAACCGGGGGGCCGUGUGCCAGGGCUGCAGCCACCGCGUGUGCGCCAAGUGCCGAGUGUUCCUGAGGAUGACCCGCGCCUGGAAGUGCACCGUGUGCUUUGAGGACAGAAACGUGAAAAUAAAAACUGGAGAAUGGUUCUUUGAGGAACGAGCCAAGAAAUUUCCAACUGAAGGCAAGCACGAGACAGCUGGAGCAAAGCUCUUGAAAUCUUAUCAGAAGCUGAGCAAAAUUUCCGUGGUUCCUUCUUCUCCACCCCCUCUCAGUGGAAGCCAGUGUGGCGGCGGCCCUGGCAGGUUCCAGGAACUUGGUCAGUUUAAAGGAUUUAAUAAGUCUGUGGAAAAUUUGUUCCUGUCUGUCACCACCCACAUGAAAAAACUCUCCAAGUCGCAGAACGACAUGACCUCUGAUAAGCAACGCCCAGCUGUGGGUCCCAGGCGGUGUGAGGGCCGGUCGGAGAGAAGCCAGUCCGACACCGCGGUCAACGUCACCACCAGGAAGGUCAGCGCACCAGAUAUUUUGAAUCCUCUUAAUCAAGAGAGUCCCAGAUGCCCUACUAGCCCUGUUUUGAAGCAAGAGGGUAUCUCAUCCAGUCCAGCGCCCAACACUUUAUUCUCAGGAGGCUUGAGACACGGAAGUUUAAUUAGCAUUAACAGCACUUGUACAGAGAUGGGCAAUUUUGACAACGCAAAUGUCACUGGAGAGAUAGAACUUGCCAUUCGCUACUGCUUCAGAACUCGUUCUUUAGAAAUAUGCAUCAAGGCCUGUAAGAACCUUGCCUAUGGGGAGGAAAAGAAGAAAAAGUGCAAUCCGUAUGUGAAGGCCUAUCUGCUGCCUGACAGAUCCUCCCAGGGAAAACGCAAGACUGGAGUCCAAAAGAACACGGUGGAGCCGACCUUUCAGGAGACCUUGAAGUACCAGGUGGAGCCUACCCAGCUGGCGACCCGGCAGCUCCGGGUGUCUGUGUGGCACCUGGGCACGCUCACCCGGAGGGUGUUUCUUGGAGAAGUGAUCAUCCCUCUGGCCACGUGGGACUUUGAGGACCGCACGACCCAGUCUGCCUGCUGGUAUCCACUCCAGGCCAAGGCAGAGAAAGAUGAAGACAGCGUCCCCAUGAAUAACGGAGAACUUGUGGUCCGGGCCAAACUGGUCCUCCCUGCAGGGCCCGGAAAGCUCCAGGAGGCUCAAGAAGCUUUCCUUCCAGGGACGGGAGACGAGCCAUCACGUAACGGUCAGCUCUGUCUGGUAGUGCUGCGAGCCCAGAAUCUACCUGUGCGCUCAGAUGGCACCUUAAACCCAUUUGUUAAGGGCUGUCUCACUCUGCCAGACCAGCAGAGGUUGAGACUGAAGUCCCCCGUCCUGAAGAAGCAAGCCUGUCCCCAGUGGAAGUACUCCUUCGUUUUCAAAGGGGUCACCCCUUCUCAGCUGAGGCAGUCCACCCUGGAAUUAACCGUCUGGGACCAGGCCACCUUCGGUGUGAACGACCGCUUGCUGGGAGGCGCCAGGCUUGGUUCCAGGGAAGAGCCAGCGGGCGGCGCAGACUCGUGCUCACAAUCAAAGCUCCAGUGGCAGAAAGUGCUCUCCAGCCCCAACCUGUGGACAGACAUGACCCUCACCCUGCACUGACCAGAGGCUCCGGGCGCAGUGGGGUUUCAGGUGCCGGGGCCUGAUGGUCGGCUGCGGGGCUGGGCGUGCGGGUACGGGGCUGGAGGGUGGCGAAGGGCCCUGGGGAGUGUGAGCUCUCCCCGUCUACAGCCGUCCUGCCGCUGAGACGUUCUUCCACAUUCCUGUGUCUAUUUAGUCGGAACCAUCAUCGAUGCUACAUUAGUUAGGUCUCAGGUUGGUUAUCUGUGCUUUGAGAGAUGUGGAAAAUGACCCGAUUUCAAUAAAUGUUCAACAGUUA